This is a messenger RNA of Rhizoctonia solani, 1149 nucleotides long. RefSeq lists its product as uncharacterized. The coding region runs from base 1 to 1149 and encodes 382 amino acids. Lineage: Eukaryota; Fungi; Basidiomycota; Agaricomycetes; Cantharellales; Ceratobasidiaceae. The transcript has 4 exons. The record is from RefSeq and is a predicted model, not a curated record.
AUGCUAUUCUUUUCUCACUUGAUCAUCGCGGCCGGAGCCCUCAUGACUUCGGUGCGCCAUUCUAGCCGGCCGGAGCCCGGAGACUUUGUUCAUUUCGUUCGCCAAGGUCACCGGUCCCUAAGCACGACGCGGCUCGCGUUCCCUUCCACACCUGUGACGCGCAAAGGCAGAAUUUCUCUCCCUGUCUCUCGGAUGGUCACCCCGAAAAAUAUCAUCAAGUGGUACAAGCGACCCAGAACUAUCGAUGGUCGUCCCCAGUCUCACCCAGACCAUCAUUCGCUGUACUCAAAUGCCACCUGGCCAGAUUCCACCUCUAUUCAUGAGCGUGUAAUACUAACUGUCAACUACUACGAUGGCCCGAAGGAUCUAGCAGUGUACGAUCAUCGUCGGGCCCUCGCCAUCUACGUAGAUACUCCCAAUGAUUUGGCCUUGUACGACCGCCCCAGUUCCCUUGCCCUCUACUCCGGGCCAGCAUACUACGAUUGGCUUCUAUUGGAUCCGAGUUUGUAUCAUAUUGCCUCCAAGACCUGUGCAGUACGACUCGUCAAGCCCACCGCGUUUAAUAAGCCAAAGCACCCAGGCGAUUUUAGCCGCAAUGGUUGGAUGUUACACAAGCUUCUCAGUGUCCUAACCAAGCACAUCCCUACCGGCGAGGUCAUGCAUUCUAUUACACGAGUCUCGCUCAAUGUGUAUACUCUUAUGCUUUUGGUUGUGCUAUCUGGUAUGCUAUUUCAGGGGCGCAAGAGGUUAGCCGAGUCAAUUGAGUACGAUACAUCUACCGGCUCACAUUGUGGUGGCCUACCAGCAGCAGCUCGUACACCAGCUCACCUUUUGUUCGAACAGGUUGGGUUCAGUACUAGCGAGCAAGAUUGUUGGUGGACCACUGGCGAGAAGUAUAUGUCACGCAAGGAUGUGCUCACAAUAGUACUUCCACAUAUCACAUCCAACCCCUCCCUACUAGCGCCCGCUCCCAAUCUCGUCCAACUUCAGUGCGACUCAUCAACCGCCGAAGAGGCUUCCUGCGUGCGCUGGAGGGCGUUGAGCGGAGCAAGAGAACGUAUGAUUUGGAUUGAGACGAAAGCCAAGUACGCGGCAAAAUGGCAACCGAGUGCAGGGACCGGUCUAGGAACGAGCUGCUGGCGAGCUUGA